GUACCGCUGAGAACGUCACUGUAGAUUCUUUUCUCUCGACAGACCCUAAACUCUAUUUCAAUUCCUCUUCCCUACGCUUGUGGACCAGCCGCACAUUCGUCAUCUUCGGCUCUCGGAUUCUCAUGGAUCCGCAGUCCUCUAUCGAUAAGAAACGCAAUCUCGCUUCGCCCAAAAAGCCACGACUAGUAGUCUAACCCCUGAAAUCCAAUUGGACACUCAUCAACCUGAGAACGAUCUGCGCUAUUUCCUCUCGCACCGCCACGAUUGCAUCCAGUACCGCUUGCGAACCGCCCUAAGUACGCGCUUCAAAAAAUAAUACACACCAUAAACCUCCAAACGCAAAGAGCAGCGAAAUCACCCCCUCACAUCCAGCACGAAAACCCCACAUAUCUAACCGUCUUACAUACAAUGCCCGACCCCUCGACGCUAGAAAAACUGCGACCCUGCGGGCGAUUAGAGACCUUCUCCACUGCCCGGCACCAUCUAGGCUUCUACCGAAACGUCGCCUGCACUGCAACUUACACCAACCACUCCUCAACAACGACAACAGCAACAACAGCAGCGACGACAACAAUCCAGGACUUGAUCUUCCGCGCCCUCCGCCACCUAAUCGCCACCCACGCCAUCCUAUCCGCAAUCCCGCUGCGGGAAGAAAAAUCCUACCCAGACGUGUACUUCGCGCGCCUCCCGUCUAUCGACCUGCGUACUUGCGUUGAAUUCAUCUCGCGCAAAGACGAGGAAGAGAAAGAGGUCAGCGAGGGUGGUGAGGGCGAAAGAGAUGAAGAACUAGACGCCCUUCUAACCGAGCAGCACAACCGCGAUUUCAAGCAGGAUGAGGGGACGAAACCUUUCUGGCGGCUUGUGAUCCUGCAUUCGCCCGAGAAGAACGCUGGAGAUUUCACGGCGUCGUGGGUCUUUCAUCAUGCGCUUGCAGAUGGGACGUCUGCGCUUGUGUUUCAUCGGCAUUUUCUUUCUGCGCUGCAACAAGUAGCAGGCUCGACCUCCUCGUCUGAAACCACAGACGCAGACGUAAAUCCCAUCGUCCCCUCCCCCAACACACCCCUCCUACCCCCCCUAGAAGCCCUCCACCCGCUCCCCAUAUCCGCCCUAUUCCUCGCCAAAGCGCUCCUCGGCUCGCUCUUCCCGUCCUGGUUCGCGCCCCGUGCAGCAAAACUCUGGACCGGCGCUCCCAUCUCCAAUUCCGCCUCGCAAACACGCGCUUGUUUCCAGUCCGUCGUGCUCUCCGCGGCGACUACAAAAGCGCUGCGCGAAGCCAGCCGAUGCGAGCGCACCACCGUAACAGCAGCUCUGCAAUGUAUAGUCGCCUCCUCGCUGCUGUGCACGCUCGACGCGCAGCAGUACGAGAGCGUGAAGGUCGACGGUCCGAUUAGCCUAAGGCGGUUUCUGCGCUGGGAAGGGGAAGGAGGUUUGGAGGAGCAGUUUGUGAACGCGAUGGGGCAGUAUGGAUAUGUUCACUCGCGCAGCAUUCCCACUCCUCCUUCUUCCGCGCUGGCUGGUUCAACUUUCUCCUGGGCCUCGGCCCGCGCCGUCCGCGCAGCCAUCUCGCGCGAGCUCGAUAAAAACGGACGGGACAGCGUCGUGGGACUGCUGCGGCACGUGCCGGAUAUGCACAAAUUCUUCCUUGGGAAAGUGGGCAGGGAGCGGGAGAGCAGCUUCGAGCUGUCUAACCUUGGCGUUUAUAAAGCCGAUAGCGGGGAAGGGGAAAGGGAAGGGGAGGGCUGGAAGAUACGCAGGAUGGUGUUUAGCCAGUGUCCGAAUGUGGCCGGGGCGGCGUUUGCAACGAGCGUGGUGACGGGCGGGGAUGGGUGUGCGGUGCUGGGGUUUAGUUGGUGCGAGGGGGUUGUGGAAGGGGAAGUUGUGGAGAGGGUGAUGCGGAGGGUGGAGCGGGAGGUGGAAGGCGUGUUGGCGGCGGCAGAAGCAUGAGCAACGCGUGCGAAUUUGUGCAGGAGUGGCGAAUCGAAUUAUUAUUAUAACGAAAAUGAAAUAGCGUAUUAAUAACAAUAAAACCGAAGGGGGUAAGAAGGUAACUUUUGUCAGACGUACAAACACCGCGAUGCCGCAUAGAAAGGAGGCAUAAUCGUUGCAAACACUACCCCUGCACCGUCUGUCCCGCAUUUCCAUGAGCUUCAGGCACCGCCGGUGAUGAGGACGAACUUGAGUUGUCGAUGACGCUGUUGAAGUCGACGGCUAGCGUCCUGCGCAACGUCUUCUCUAGCAUGGAGUAAUAUUUGGAUUACGCCAUUUCGGUGGCU
Trematosphaeria pertusa is the source of this 2273-nucleotide messenger RNA. RefSeq lists its product as uncharacterized. The record is from RefSeq and is a predicted model, not a curated record. Gene Ontology annotation, molecular function: N-acetyltransferase activity. Bases 409 to 1944 code for a protein of 511 amino acids. Lineage: Eukaryota; Fungi; Ascomycota; Dothideomycetes; Pleosporales; Trematosphaeriaceae. The transcript has 2 exons.